AUCAUCUUUGCUUUCAUGUCCAAAUGCUUAUAAGUAGUCACCAUUUCACCAUUUUCUUCAUCCAAAGCUUAGAAAAGACACUUACUGUAAUAGAAAACAACAACAGUUAUCUUCUUUAACUGCUGUAACUUUCUUGAUGGCUUCAUUUGAUCAAGCCAUGGCCAAGCAGCAAUCUCAUGAUGGAGUUGUUGCAGGAGCGAAGGCUGCUGGAUUAGCCGCGAUCGUCACUGCCAUUCCAACCAUGGCUAUUGGUAGGAUGCCAUGGGGAAGAGCCAAUCUGAACUACACUGCCCAGGCUCUUAUUAUCUCCACUGUUGCCGGAGCAGCGUAUUUUAUAGUUGCCGACAAGACCAUCCUGGCAUCGGCUCGCAGAAACUCGUUCAAGAACAAUGAACCAAGAAACUGAUCAAGGCUAGGUGGUCACAAUUUCGAUAGGAUGUAAAUAUUUCAACAUCUUUCCAAGAAAAUCAAAG
Molecule: messenger RNA, 473 nt
Organism: Cynara cardunculus var. scolymus (artichoke)
Lineage: Eukaryota; Viridiplantae; Streptophyta; Magnoliopsida; Asterales; Asteraceae
Product: early nodulin-93-like
Exons: 4
Coding region: 137-406 (89 amino acids)
Source: RefSeq, a predicted model, not a curated record